AUGGGAAAUUGUGCGAAUACUUUUAAUACAAAUUAAGAUGAAAUUAGUAUAAAAAGAUAUAUAAAAUAAUUAAUCAAAUUUCAAUUAUUUCCAUUAAAAAGGAUUUAACUUAAAAUAAUUUAUUUUUUAUUUUUUUAGCAAACAAAUAAAUCUAGACAAACAAUUUUGUUUUUCACCAUAUAAUAGGAAGAGGAGGAUUCGGAAAGGUUAUUUAUAUCAUUUAAAAAAUAUAAAACAAAGUAUAGAUUGUUUUUUUAGGUAUGGAAAGUCGAACUUAAAAAAACUAAAUAAUUUUAUGCAAUAAAAGAAAUGUCAAAAGCGAAAAUUAUAUCUAAAAAAAGUGUUAACUCAGUUUUAAAUGAAAAACAUUUACUAACAACUUUAUAACAUUCGUAAUUUUUUUGUAUUAUUUAUAUUUUUUAUAUAUUUCAAUAAAUAAGUUUUCUAGUUAAUAUUGUUUCUGCAUUUUAAGAUUCUGAAAAAUUGUAUUUAGUAAUGGAUUUAUUAACAGGAGGCGAUUUGAGAUUCCAUUUAGGAAUAAAACAAAAAUUUAAUGAAGAAUAAACAAAAUUCUUUAUAGCUUGUUUAAUGAUUUCUUUAGAAUAUUUACAUAAUAAUAGUAUAAUACAUAGAGAUAUAAAACCUGAAAAUUUAGUUUUAGAUUAAUAAGGAUAUUUAAGAGUAACAGAUUUAGGAGUUGCAAGAGUAUGGAAACCUGAUAAUUAAUAAGAUACCAGUGGAACACCAGGUUAUAUGGCACCAGAAGUAAUGUGUAGAUAAGCUCAUGGAGUUUCUGUUGAUUAUUACGCUAUGGGUGUAAUUACCUAUGAAUGCAUGUUCGGAAAAAGACCUUAUUUAGGAAGAAGUAGAAAAGAAAUAAGAGAUUAAAUAAUCGCUAGAUAAGUGAAAAUUAAAAAAGAGGAAAUACCACCUGAUUGGUCUUUUGAAUCUGCAGAUUUUGUAAAUAAACUUAUCUAAAGAAAGCCUUUAAAUAGAUUAGGAGUUAAUGGGCCAGAUGAAGUUAAAGAACAUCCUUGGCUAAAAGAUUUUCCUUGGUAAAAAUUAUUAAAUAAAUAAUUAAUUCCUCCUUAUAAACCAAUUUAAACUGAUAAUUAUGAUUAAAAAUAAUCUUUAUUAAAAUAAGAAUCAAAUCCUGAGUUAUUAAAAUAAAAUCAUUUACUUUUACGAAGGAAUUCGAUUUAAGAACUAUUUUCAGCAUAUUAUUUUGAAAAAGAAAUUAAUUCUUAAUUUUAAAAUUCUAGUCUAAUAAAUAAUUCUACUACAUUUUCUGCAAGAAUAACAUAAACAAAUACUAAUGCAAAUUGA
Molecule: messenger RNA, 1326 nt
Organism: Ichthyophthirius multifiliis
Lineage: Eukaryota; Ciliophora; Oligohymenophorea; Hymenostomatida
Product: protein kinase domain protein
Exons: 9
Biological process (GO): peptidyl-serine phosphorylation; intracellular signal transduction
Molecular function (GO): ATP binding; protein serine/threonine kinase activity
Source: RefSeq, a predicted model, not a curated record